Oncorhynchus masou masou (cherry salmon) is the source of this 885-nucleotide messenger RNA. Its product is annotated as steroid hormone receptor ERR2-like. Gene Ontology annotation, molecular function: estrogen response element binding; nuclear receptor activity; zinc ion binding. The transcript is spliced from 4 exons. Gene Ontology annotation, biological process: nuclear receptor-mediated steroid hormone signaling pathway; regulation of transcription by RNA polymerase II. Gene Ontology annotation, cellular component: chromatin; nucleus. NCBI's taxonomy places the organism in Eukaryota, Metazoa, Chordata, Actinopteri, Salmoniformes, Salmonidae. The record is from RefSeq and is a predicted model, not a curated record. Bases 166 to 885 code for a protein of 239 amino acids.
UCUCAGGAAGUUGUUCACCUGCCUGCUGUGUCUGUCAGAGGAAUGAGGAUGAGACUUGGGAACUGACUCUCUUUCUCUCUCCUGAAAUGCCAAAACUGGACUGACUGGUGUUUCUGAACUGUUUGAAAUGUCUCCCUCUGUCAUCACAACCAGUUGCUGAGCAGGAUGCCCUCUGACCUCCAGGAGCGUCACCUGACCUCCAGCUGCGGCUCCUAUAUCAAGACCGAGCCCUCUUCCCCUUCCUCCUCAUUGGUUGACACUGUCAGCCACCACAGCCCCUCGGCCAAUAGCGACGUCAGCGGCAGUUACAUCAACGUAAACAACCUCAACGGAAGCUCGCACGUCCUCGACUCCCCGCCCAUGUUCAACCCGGGCAUGCUGGGAGGGGGCGGAGCCUGUCUCCGGAGGUAUGACGACUGCGGAGAGGGCGUGGCAGAUGAUUCUCCAAUCAAGUGCGAGUAUAUGUUGAAUGCAAUACCAAAAAGGCUGUGUCUGGUGUGUGGGGACAUCGCAUCAGGGUACCACUAUGGGGUCGCCUCCUGUGAGGCCUGCAAAGCCUUCUUCAAAAGGACCAUACAAGGAAACAUAGAGUACAGCUGUCCAGCUACUAACGACUGUCAAAUCACCAAGAGGAGACGCAAGUCCUGCCAGGCCUGUCGCUUCAUGAAGUGUCUCAAAGUGGGCAUGCUCAAGGAGGGACCCCGAGUGGGCGUGUUGAAAGGAGUGGGCGUGUUGAAAGGAGUGGGCGUGUUGAAAGGAGUGGGCGUGUUGAAAGGAGUGGGCGUGUUGAAAGGACUGGGCGUGUUGAAAGGAGUGGGCGUGUUGAAAGGAGUGGGCGUGUUGAAAGGAGUGGGCGUGUUGAAAGGAAAUGAGUGGGCAUGUUGA